Alternaria alternata is the source of this 953-nucleotide messenger RNA. RefSeq lists its product as hypothetical. Lineage: Eukaryota; Fungi; Ascomycota; Dothideomycetes; Pleosporales; Pleosporaceae. Bases 336 to 827 code for a protein of 163 amino acids. The record is from RefSeq and is a predicted model, not a curated record. The transcript is spliced from 2 exons.
UCUCAAGAACCUGCCUUCGCCAUCGACCGAUAGCAGCAAGAAGAGUCCAACGUUCCAUAGCCGCAACGUGCCUUGGCAGCGCGUGAUCAACGCCAAAGGCGGCAUCAGUCCGAGGACCGAGCGCAGCGGCUCAGCAAGCAGAUGCGCUGCGCAGGGAAGGAGUCGAGGUCAGCCAGGAUGCUAUGGGGCAGUAUACAGUGGAUCUUGGGAGAUACGGCUGGUUUCCUGAUGUCCUUCCCAGCGAGGCUGGUCUAGUCGAAAGUAGCGACGAGGAGGAUGAGGAGGAGGCCGCGUACCAUACAUAGCUGAAGCAUACGCCUGAGGAUGCACUGGGAAUGGCUGUCUUGGUCAACCAUGACAAUUACAACAGGUUAACGUUACAAGCUAGCAAUGAGUGCACGGCCACGGCGGCCGAGUCCGGGAUCUUAUCAAGGCUGCGUGGUAAAGGGCGUCAUGUAAUAAGCUGCGAUUGUUGGGAUGCAUGCCGUGACUGUUGCUGUCUGAGGUGUGGAGGAUCCAUGUGGGGUCGGCGAUCGGAAGCUGGAGCACAGCUUGGGGCGCUUGAGAGCUUGAGAGCUGGGAGCUUCACGCAUGUCCUUGGACACCAACCAGGAACACGGCAGCCUCCAGCUCGCCCACGUUGGCCACCCAAGCCGUCUGAAACCGCCAUGAUGGCAUCAUGGGCAACAGCGUCAAACCGGAUGCGCUUCGGGCUAAAGCGGGAAAUGGGCCUCGGCGAGUCGGAAGCUAGAAGCUGGGUCAUGAGCUCCCACAUCUCCCCUUAUCAGGAACCACGACAAAGGCGGGGAUGGUGCCUACGCCCUUGACGACAUAGGGACGGCGCAAGUAAACAACUGCCUGGCCCGGACACGAGCCGUAAUCCGUAAUCUACCAUAAGAGAGCCUGCAUAGCCACUCGCCUCGCCCGAUCAGACCUCAUCAUCCUGAGUCACU